UUGAUGGCAUAAUAAUGAUAAUGAUGAUGUGAGGCAAGCUGUUACAUACACGCACAAAGGUAGAUGGGCAAUUACGUUUGUGGGUUUGUGUGUGUGAGAGAGAAGUUUCAACUCUAAUCCUCGACUAGCAUUGUUUGGUGUUUCAUCUAAAUACCAAACAUGAAACCCCAAACAAAACAACACUAAAAUUACAGUUCUGUGCUUCUGUGUAAUUUGUGCUUAAUCUGUCUACUUUUAGUUUCUCCUCCAAGUGCAUUUUGGGGGGAAAAGACGAUAGAGUAAAUCUACAUUCGUUCACAGUCAUUGCACCUGCAACUGUAUCGCACAUGCGUCGCCUUCUGUGUGUGCGAGAUGGCUGGGAAGCUCAGCCCAAAUGGAGAUCAAAUCUAGGGGUUGUUUCACUCUGUGUAAUCACCUCACACCACUGACGGUCUGUAUGAAUCUACAGUCUGGGAUAGAAAGAAAUCAGUCCCAGCCUCACUUCUUUCCGUGCCCUUUUUUUUUUUUUUUAAUAACCAAGCUGUUGCACUUUGUUCUUCAAAAAUCUUCAAAAAAAAAAUAAAUAAAUAAAAAUCUCCAUUUGUUGAUGGCAAAUAAUCUGAUGUGGAUGCCAAAUAGAGGCUUAGCCCUGCUGGCCCCAUCUCAAUUUCAUGAAAUUCUUAAUGGAUCUUAAUAAAUGAAUGCACAACCUUCAUGCAUAAAAGUAAAGCAACAUCAUUGCUUCUGGGUUUUAAUUUUGCAUUAAAAACAUUCAGGGCCAGCUCAGAAUCUUUUCACCGGGUAUUAUAUAGUAGGAAGUUUGGUAAAUGCAGCACUUUAGCCGUGAGGUGUCGCCUCUGUCUGGUGUUGAACAGUAACAGUAACAGUAACAGUAACGGUACACCCGGGCUCUGUGAACGCACCCCGCGCAUCAGUUAAGCAGCACACCUGCCUGAGGAACGCUGAGAGGCGGCUUAGCUCACACACCAGCCUCGGCUUCUUCCCAAAACUCCUUACCCAGGAAAGAAAACUAAUAUAUUUAGAAUAAUUUAACACUUUUGUUUUAGAAUUUCGUCUCUUUUGGUGGUUAAAACAACUGAAAGAUGCAGCAGCCCUCGGUAACCCCGAGCACAGACGCAGACUCGUCAGAGCAGUACUCAAAGAGACGUUGCACAGCGAUGUGGUGCACUGUGGCUUUACACUCUCUGUCCGUCAUCAUCCUGCUGAUCGGCCUCAUGGCUGCUACCCGCACUGGAAAUGUGGCAGUGGCUGGUUACUACUCAGGCAUUAUACUGAGCUUUGGGACGUUCUUGGGCAUCGUUGGGCUCAAUGUGGUGGAGAAUCGCAGACCCAUGUUGGUGGCCUCCAUCAUUUUCAUCAGCCUGGGCGUAAUCUCCUGCUUCUUCUGCGCCAUUGUGGACGGCAUCAUCGCCGCUGAGUAUAUUGACAGGAGACCACUAAUGGAAGGAAGGUGCGAGUUCUAUGCCAGCAGCACAGGUUAUGCGUAUGACAACUACUACAAUGAAGUUGUAUGUCAGAACUAUAACCAAGACUGCAAGCUCAAGGUGAAGACAAACACCUGUUACUGCUGUGAUUUAUACAGUUGUGAGAGCCCAGGGUACCACACACAUUACUUUGAGUUCACGGGUGUGAGUAGUUGCUGGGACGUGGUGCACCUGCACAGGCUGCUGUGGUCUGACGUAGUGCUCAAUGUGCUGGGAGUUUUCCUGGGCAUCAUUACUGCCGCCAUACUGGGAGCCUUCAAGGAUCUGGUUCCAGCUGUUCAGUCCCAGAUGUCUCCCAGGCCAGCUCCUCCACCACACAUCCUCUAUAAUCCCACCCAGCAUGUGGUCACUUACGCAGGAUUCUGCCCAUCUGGACAAGCCCUGCCUGCUUACCCCAAUUAUCCAGUGCCCAUGCAGCACCUUAAUGGUUACCAAGCAGCCAGCCCUUCUCAGCCCAGUCCUGAGGUGCCUAUGUCGCCAUCGGAAGAGAGCCAGCCUCCCACUCAGCCCAACAAUACCAACCCUUCAAUUCCAUCCCAGUCCACCUGUCCAGACACCUCAGGCUAUAUGCUCACUCCAAACGCACCCUCGCUCUACCCUCACUCAUUAGGGCCCUUUGAAAAGCCUCCACCCUAUGCCUACUGAAGGACUCAACCAUUUCAUUCUUUGAAAAUAGAGGGCACAAACAGCCCUGGUCUAACGUGGUCAGGAUGUUAGAAAAGGACUACUUGAGUAAGGUUCUCAUAAAAGACUUAGAAGUGUAGAAUAAGAUGUUGCCUUUUAAAGAACAUUAUGAACAAUAUGAAGCGGGGAAAUCAUUAAUUAGAACUUAUUCUGAUGAGUUUUUAGCACACCUCACAGCCUGAUCUGAAAUACUGAUUCUGUUUUAUCCCUCCUAACCCCCAGGGGCAGUGAGAAUCACCUGGAUAACUUCCUGUAAAUUCCAGUUAAAUCAUGAAGUCAUGUAUGACGAGUUAUUUGCAAUAACUACCACAAUUGUACAGCCAUCUUUACCUUUUCUUCAUCUCGCUUUGCACACAGUUCAGACCACAUAUACCACAUACGUAUCCCGUUUGGAGCUAGUUGCUUAACCGCAUAUGACUUGUUAGCUUUUCAUCUCCCAAAGUCUAGUAUGUGUGCUGCAUAUGUGCUGCUAGCAUGGUUCAGUGCUAUACCACACACUUUCUCCCUGAGCCUACUAAGUUAGCUAGACUCCACUAAUGUGCAUACUGGGGCUGGAGUAAAGCUGAACAGUCACAGCUUAUUCACAGCUGAACAGUUGAAAGUUAAGGGCCUUGCUCAGGGUCCCAACAAUUGGCAAUGCAGGGAUUCAAACUCACAAGCUUCUGAUCAUUAGCCCAAUGCCCAAUGCCUUAACCAAUGAGGCAUCCCUGCCUCUUCCCCUCCCUUACUCCUGCCUUCACCUUUCUGCUGAGUAAGGGUUUUUCCGUACUUUCCACCAUCUAACAGACUGGCAGGCCUGUAGGUAAGUGCUGCUACCAUGGAUUAGUUAGUUUCCUUCACUGUACCACACACCAUUUGCUGCUGAGCCCCUGCAACCUUAGCCAGAUUCGCUACACUGAGGCUGGAAUCACUAAGCACUGCUAGCAUGAUUCAGUAGGUUCGUCACAUUAUGGCACUCGGUCUCACAGUGAACUCAAAGCGCUCCCUAACACUGAAACAGGCCACACAAUUCAUCAACAUGAAAGUAGAUUACGCAGGCCAAUACCAGCUACCAGCUCCUACUGAGGAGGCUAGUAUUUAUGACGGUGCAGCUUCAGGAUUAGUUCUCUUGGGCUUGACAUAACUGAGACAUCCAGUGGGUUAUCAUCUGCAACUACAUCCUAAGAACCACCGGAAGAGGCAUGUCCUCAUUUCACUGAGAGGGGCACAUGUUCUUGUCUUGUCCACUUGGGAGUGAUACCCCAUUGGAGAGUCACCAAGGACCUCUACCUCACUGGCUGUGGGGCAGUGUUGUGCCACAGGAGGUGUGUGACCACCUGGUAUGAGAUCAGAACACAACACCAGCUAGAACUGAAGGUGCUCCCUCUAGCAACAGAUACAUCAAGCAUCAAGGUUGCACGAGAUCGAACAGCUUCUUCACCUUACACAUAAGCUCCUCAAGUGGGCCUAUCCAUGGUUAGCCUCAAUGAGAGCGACUCACCUAACAGGACUGUACAAUAGUGCAGCAGACAGGCUGCAGAGACAGUGGCAUCUGCAUCCAGAAUUGGGAUCUGAAAAAUGUUUGGCAAGGAAGAUUGCAGUUCCCCUAGCAGAGCCAGGCAGCCUGGUGGGACAUCUACUGCCGUUUAACCUCAACCACUGCUUCUGCCAGAAUUCAAACAAAAUUCAGCAGCUAGACCACAGAGUCCUAUUUGUUACUCUGCAGUAGCCAGUAAGGACUUGGCUCCCAUUGGUGUUUAAAGUUGGGGUCAUAAGUUUACGUACACCUUGCAGAAUCUGCAAAAUGUCAAUAAAUUAAAAAAUAAAUAAGAAGGAUCAUAACAAUUCCUUUUUUAAAUUUAGUACUGCCCUGAAUAAGCUAUUUCACAUAACAGAUGUUUACAUAUAGUCCACAAGACAAAUUACACCAAUCAUCCUGUUCAAAAGUUUACACCCCCCUGGCUCUUAAUGUAAUGUGUUGCCUUCCUGAGCAUCAGUGAAUAUUUGCACCUUUUGUAAUAAUUGUGUAUGAGCUCCUCAGUUGUACGUAAACAUCUGUUAUGUGAAAUAGCUUAUUCAGGGCAGUACUAAAUAAAAAAAAAUUGAGCCCUCAUUUUUUUUUUUUUUAUUAUUAACAUUUUGCCAAUUCUGCAAGGCGUAUGUAACCUUAUGACCCCAACUGUAUGCUAAUUGUCUGAACACCCUGGCGACUUCAUCCCCGAACAAAUCUUCUAUCCCGAGUGGAAGUGUGCACCUAACAGUCCAGGAAACAUCUGAAUGCAAGAGCCCCUAUUAUGCCUUAUGAUGGAACCUGUUCCAUGAAUGGUGCAAACCUCAUCGGCUGAACCUGUGCACUGCCCAAUUCUAAAAAUACUAACCUUUCUUGUUGCAAAGCAGUCCACAACCUGGUAGCCAGAUGACUCUAUAGUUAUGCCCAGAUUUAUUGCCCAAGGUCAUAGUACCCAAAUUUGACGUUAUUCGGGUGACUCUCAAAGAAGGGGUGAAAUAGAACACUAGAUAUGUAUGUAACUGUGGUUCUGUGAAGACAACCGCCAGGGUUCAUUGUCAUUCAGAACCAGAAAAGACCCAGUGAGAAACUUCUAGAGCAAGAAGGCUGGAUGUCUGGUAUUUAUUGCAACUACUGUCAUGCAUCACUUUGUGACUUUGUUGGAAGGUCUCAGUAUGGGUGUUUACCCAGAUAAGAAGGUAUCCAGGCGAGUCUCACCAUCCCUGGGAGUUACAGCCAGUAAGCCAUAUCGCUUACUUACUUACUUACGUAUUCUUCUGCCAGGGCAGUUACUCAAAACUCCCCAAUUCACAGCUGACUCAUACUCUGAUGAGUUCUGACAUUUACUAUGUUCGACAAACUAUGAAUAAUUUGCAAUAGGCCUACAAAAUUUAGUUUGUUUGCUAAGUCCAUUCGGUUUCUUUUAAAAGCAGUAACAAGAGAUUGUAGGAAAUAAAUCAAGUCUUAUCCAGUAUUACCAUCUUGCACUACAGAAUAUCCAGACCAAAGAAUGUUUUCCGCUCUAUACAAGAUAGAGCACAAACACAGUCUUAUUAC
Molecule: messenger RNA, 5211 nt
Organism: Pangasianodon hypophthalmus (striped catfish)
Lineage: Eukaryota; Metazoa; Chordata; Actinopteri; Siluriformes; Pangasiidae
Product: transmembrane protein 255B
Exons: 9
Coding region: 1083-2129 (348 amino acids)
Source: RefSeq, a predicted model, not a curated record